This is a messenger RNA of Rhopilema esculentum, 938 nucleotides long. The record is from RefSeq and is a predicted model, not a curated record. NCBI's taxonomy places the organism in Eukaryota, Metazoa, Cnidaria, Scyphozoa, Rhizostomeae, Rhizostomatidae.
UAAGAAACUUGAAAUUUUGCGCAUGCAAUUUAUUGCCGGUGUGCAGCAAAGUUUCCUGUCUGGAGCAAGACCUGCCAACUCGAACUCACUCGCUUUUGCCGGGAGAUUCACAAUUCCAGCUGAUUUCUCUUGCACUCAAGACUCCCGUGCACUGAAAGAUGUGAAGCAUAUAAUUUUGGUAUUAUCUGGAAAAGGAGGAGUUGGCAAAAGCACAGUGGCAACACAGCUUUCAUUUGGACUCAUCAAAAUGGGUAAAAAGGUUGGCCUUCUUGACUUGGAUCUCUGUGGCCCAAGUAUCCCCAGAAUGAUGAACCUGAAAGGAAGGAAUGUACACCAGUGCAGUGAGGGCUGGCUGCCUGUCUAUCCAGAUGAUGCAAAACAGCUUUCUGUGAUGUCAAUAGAGUUUUUGCUGCAGUCACAAGAUGAUCCUGUUAUUUGGAGAGGCCCUAAAAAGAAUGCAAUGAUUAAACAAUUUGUAAAGGAUGUAAAUUGGCAACAGUUAGAUUAUCUCAUCAUUGAUACACCUCCAGGUACUUCCGAUGAGCACAUUUCAAUAAUUGAAGUUCUGAAAGAGUAUCAUGUUGAUGGUGCAAUCCUUGUAACAACACCACAGAAUGUUUCUACGGGUGAUGUAAGAAGGGAAAUCACUUUUUGUCGAAAAACCAAAACUAACAUUCUAGGGAUCGUGGAGAACAUGAGUGGAUUCAUUUGCCCACAUUGUUCAGAAUGUACCAACAUAUUCUCUUCCGGAGGAGGUAGAUCUUUAGCUGAACACUCUGGCGUGCCUUUUCUCGGUGAAAUUCCGAUUGAUCCAAACUUGAGUUUAUGUGGCGAGAAAGGACUGCAGUUUGACUUAGACUCGUCCCCUAGCGGUAAUGCAGUAAAAAUAAUACUUCAAAAUCUUUGUAAAAAUAUCGAAUCAACAUAGAAAGCAUACA